CUCCAGCAGAGGGCUCUCUUGCGCAUGCGCAGUCAUCAGUGCUGUCACCGCGUCUCGCGCUUCUCUCUGGCUGUGCUGUGUGUGGGUCCUGUAGCUGUGUAGCUGUGUGUUCUUUGGUUGUAGAUGUGGAAUGAUCCAGGAGAGAUGAAGAAUGUUUUUGGGUGGGACGUGUUUGCUCUGAACCUCUGACUGAGCCGGUCCACGAGCUGCGGCGGAUAUCAGGCGCAUCUCUUCAGAGUCUCUAAUGAUGCAGACAGACGACCGCAUGAGGAAGAAACACAGUUUAAACUCCAGAAGCGUAUCGGAGGAAUACUGUCUGCGUGACCGGCCGAAAGAAGACGCCACAAAGAUGAAGAAUAAAGUGUCCACUUCACAAGUGAGCGGCAGGAAGAAGCCGUGGUCCUGGGAUCCGUAUCUGGAGGAUGAGAGAGCCGUCUCUGCACCUCUGCAGCUCUUCAAUGAGUUCCAGACGUUUCCCAGCAGCAGGAAUGGAUUUAAAGUUGGAAUGAGGUUGGAGGGCAUCGAUCCUUUACAUCCGUCCAUGUUCUGUGUGCUGUCUGUGGCUGAGGUGAUUGGUUUUCGUUUGCGGCUUCACAUCGAUGGUUACUCAGAGUGCUAUGACUUGUGGGUGAACUCUGACACUCCCGGCAUCAAACCCGCUGGCUGGUGUGAAUCAACGGGGCAUAAACUUCAUCCACCAAAAGGUUAUAAGUCGAAUGAGUUCAGCUGGGAGAACUAUCUGGAGAGUCAAAACGCUCAAGCGGCACCAAAGAAUCUGUUCAAAACCCAAAGCAGCAUCAGCGGCUCAUCCAGCGGUUUUCAGGUGGGAAUGAAGUUAGAAGCUGUAGACCGGAAGAACCCGUGUCUGGUGUGUGUGGCCACGGUGGCUGAUAUCGUGGACAAUCAGUUUCUGGUUCAUUUUGACAACUGGGACGACACUUACGAUUACUGGUGUGAUGCGAGCAGUCCGUAUAUUCAUCCUGUGGGCUGGUGUCAGGAUCAGGGACGACCUCUAACGGCACCUCAGGGACAUCCUAAUCCAGAGAAUUUCACUUGGGAGGAAUACAUGACCGAGACCUCCACAUGUGCUGCUCCCAGUCAAGCGUUCUCUAUGAGAGCUGCACACGGGUUUCAGGUGCACAUGAAGUUGGAGGCAGUAGACAGAAGGAAUCCCAUGAUGAUCCGUGUGGCGACAGUGACAGACGCCGAACAUUACAGAGUGAAAGUGCAUUUCGACGGCUGGCAUGAGAGGUUUGAUUUCUGGGUGGAUUCAGAUCGGCCUGAUCUUCAUCCUGUGGGCUGGUGUGCCAGGACGGGUCACCCGCUAGAACCUCCACCCACACACGCGGGGGUUAGUGAGCAGAAGAGUUCUGUUGCUCAGGGUGUGUGUCCGACUCCGGGCUGCAAGGGCAUCGGCCACAUCAAAGGAGCAAAAUACACAGGACACCACAGUGCCUUUGGUUGCCCAUACUCAGACAUGAACAUGAGGAAAGAGGUGGUGCUGCCCGAUCGUCUCGGAGGAGAGAAGCAGAUCACCUUCAUCCCUGUGCAGUUUGUACAGAAGACCAAACGUCUGUGUCCAGAUGAGGAGGAGGAAAAUGAUGAAAAGAUUGACAACACUCAUGUGGAGAACAGGGGGAUGUUAGCGGGGUAUGAAGGGACUCCUCGUCUGCGGGGUCGACCCCCGAUUGUGAAGGAAGAGACGUCGACUCAAGCGCUGGGGAAGAGAAGCCGUGUACCCAGCAGAUUUGCCCAGUCAGCGAAGUAUCUGCGUAUCAAAGAUGAAGAAGAUGACAUCGAGGUGGACAGCGUGAUUUCAGGUGAGUCUUUAAAUCUGAUCUCCAGUCAGAUAUUUUCUGCAGACGGAUCAUUUCUAUAGGUCGUCAUUGAGAUGCAGCGCAUCACGUGAGAUUCUCUGGAGUCGGUUUAAAACUCAUCAGGAUUCACAUCAACUUUAGACUUCAUGAUGUGUUAUUGAUGUUGUAGUGUUGA
Messenger RNA from Triplophysa rosa, 1992 nucleotides. RefSeq names its product lethal(3)malignant brain tumor-like protein 4. The coding region runs from base 245 to 1879 and encodes 544 amino acids. The record is from RefSeq and is a predicted model, not a curated record. Gene Ontology annotation, cellular component: nucleus. Lineage: Eukaryota; Metazoa; Chordata; Actinopteri; Cypriniformes; Nemacheilidae. Gene Ontology annotation, biological process: regulation of DNA-templated transcription. Gene Ontology annotation, molecular function: zinc ion binding. The transcript is spliced from 17 exons.